GGGGCUAGGAGUGAAAGCAAGAGGGGACAAUGUACACUCAGCCUUUUCAUCGCUCGACGGGAAGAUGGAUGAUUUUCGGAGGCCGUUGUCCCAGAGCCCCGGCUCGCUAUAGGGAGACGUCAGAGCGCUCGGGUCCGCGGUGGAGGACCCCCCCAGCGCCCCCGCUCGGGCUUGCAUAUAAAGUCGGGGCGUCGUGGAGGCUGCAGCAGUGGUGCAGCGGCAGCGCUCCUCCGAGGUCCUCCAGUCUUUCCAGCGCCAGGAGAGCGCACUCUCCGCGGAGCCUCGCUUCCCGCCUGGACCAUGCGCGGCCGCGAGUUCCCGCUGGUCCUGCUGGCGCUAGUCCUCUGCCAGGCGCCCCGGGGACCGGCCGCCCCAGUGUCGGUGGGCGGAGGGACCGUGCUGGCCAAGAUGUACCCGCGCGGCAACCACUGGGCGGUGGGACACUUAAUGGGAAAAAAGAGCACAGGAGAGUCCCCAUAUGCUUAUGAAGGAGGAAACAUGAAAGAACAGCUGAGGGAAUACAUUCGGUGGGAAGAUGCCACAAGGAAUUUGCUGAGCCUCCUAGAAGCAAAGGGGAUUGGAAGCCAUCAGCCCCCUCAAUGGGAGCCCCUGGGCAUUCGUCAGUCUACUUGGGAUUCAAAGGAUGGCAGCAACUUUAAAGACAUGGGUCCAAGACUCAAAGUUGAUGGACUCUCUGCUCCAGGUUCUCAGCAUGAAGGAAGGAUCCCCCAGCUGAACUGACAAUGACAAUGGUGAAUCUCUCUCAAACAAGAAAAAAACCAAACCCUUAAGACACUGCAUUCUACGGACAUCAGUCCCACUGGGUCAUCAACAAGUUUCCUUUGUGCAAAAUACUUAACUAUUCUUGUAUCUUUCAACUUUGACUAAAGUCAUGAUUUUCAAGCAGCAUCUUCUUGUUUGAACUUGUUUGCUGUGAAUAAUUGUCCAUAAAGAGUCUUCCAAUGAGCUCUCUUUACAUGUAGGCUCUUUGUCUAUUAGAUUCCAGUCCCCAACUGCUUACCAUUCACAAUAAAUCUUAAACAAAU
Molecule: messenger RNA, 1046 nt
Organism: Sus scrofa (pig)
Lineage: Eukaryota; Metazoa; Chordata; Mammalia; Artiodactyla; Suidae
Source: RefSeq, a predicted model, not a curated record